AUGACUCCGCAAGAACGCAACGUUCGGGUCAGGCGUCCAUUGCUGGAAGUUCCUACAUUUGCUGGGAACUACAUGGAGUUCAAUACGUUCUGGUCCGUUUUCGAAUCGCUAAUACACAGCGACGACGAUUUGAGCGACCAAGAGAAGUUCUUAUUUUUGAAGCAGGCUCUGAAGGGAAAAGCGGCCGCUUCAAUUAGCAGUGUCCCAGUACUGGGAGAAAAGUAUGCCGUUGCCGUCAACAUACUGAAGAAACAUUAUGACAAGUCUUCAAGCAUCGCAGACAUUUUGAUUAAUGAAAUAGAACGUUUGCCGCGAGCUCAAGGAAAUCCGAGGAGUUGCCGUGAAACUCUCGCUGCAAUUUCUUCUCGCAUCACACACCUGGAGCAAACGGGACUACAAAUGAAUGCAGAUCGAAUGUGGAGACGCCUUAUCCUGUCCAAAUUUACGGAAUCGAUCUGUGGCAAAGUGAUAAGGAAGGAAAACGACACUGGAAACUCUCUCAGCGUAAAUGAAAUUAUGGAAACCAUUGAUGAAAUAAUCACACUACAGGAGACAACAGAACUCACAACAAGAACAUUAUUUCGAUCCGAUCGAGCCGAACAAAGGCCAAAUUACCGAGGCCAGCAGGAAGAGUCCUCUAACACCAGACCAGCCUUUGUUCAAAGGACGCAGCCAUCAUGCCUCUGUGGAGGAACGCAUCCCCCACAACAGUGCUACAAGUUCGCAUCACCAGAGGAGCGUCGGGCAGAAGCUAGACGUCAAAAAGUGUGCUGGAAAUGUUUUGACAGAAGCCAUGGAUCAAAAUUCUGCACUUCAAUGGGACAGUGCCCGAAGUGCAAUGAGGAUCACCACUCUUCACUGUGCACUGCUUCUGAAAGCAGACGUGUCUCAACGAAUUCAAUUGCCAGGCGACAAAACGCGUCACCAACUUCAACUCAACAUGUGAUAUCAACGGUCUCCUUCUCGAAGCAAGCUUCCCGCUCAAGACCAGAAGGACCACGCAUUUCACAAGAGGGCACUAACCAAGCAUGGAAGGCAAACAAAUCACAAACAAAAUGUGCAGCUCUCCCUAAGAACACUGUUAGUGACUCAGAACAAGUGACAACCGAUCAGUGCGUGUUGCAAGUGGCAUCUGUACUAAUCUUCAGUGAAGCUGAGAUGGACUAUGAACCAAUCAAUAUCCUACUCGACUCAGGAGCGCAGCGAAGUUUCAUAAGAACGGAGGCCAAAAGCCAUUUACAGCUCCCAACACUAUGUUCUACAAAGCUAACCACUAUAGGAAUGGGAGAACUACGAGAGACGUUUAACACAGAAGAAGUUAGAAUAACUCUGAAAGGUCUCCAUAGCUCCAAAAAAUUGAUGAGGCAAUCGGUUCAUACCAAGCAGAAAUUGACUACAACGACACGGACUGCAGAGCUCUCAUACGCUGACAAGAGAUUCAUCAGCGAAUGCAAUAUCUCAAUUGCUCAGCAGACCCUGAAGUCAUCCGAAGUUACACCUGCUAUCAUAAUAGGGCAGGAUCUACUCAACCAAGUCGUUCGUUAUGACAUACCAGUGAAGAUUCUGCCAUCUGGAUUAAUACUGACUCCCACGAUAUUUGGAUACACAAUAUCCGGUACAAGCAAAAUCAGCUCAACAAAAGCUAAGGACAGCUUUAUAUGCACAUCCCAAUUCAAUGUUGUGCCAAGUUCGAACGUAACCGAAAAACUAAAAAGGAACGCUACAGAUUCUUGCAAGAUAAAAACAUUGUCACACACAAUCCCAGGCUGCAGUGAAACAGCUCUUCACCGUGAACGCCUAAAAUGUCGACCAUCAAGAAGCAAGCGCCGAAAAGAAGCAAUAGAAGUGAAAGAUAUAUGGAAACGACGCGACCUGUUAGACAACUCAUUCAACUUUGUCGUGCGAGGACCGUUCUCACUACAGCACCGUAUCAGAAAUAAAGUAAGACACCACGGCCACAACCACUUUGACAACUCCGAAAGCGACUGCAGAUACCGAGGUAUCCCGCGAAGAGAGCCUACGUGGACAUUAGUGAACAAUUAUCCACCUAUCGAUCGUCUCACUAGUCAAGCUGAAACGUUUUCCAUAUGUGAUGCUAUUAUUUGA
Molecule: messenger RNA, 2106 nt
Organism: Ostertagia ostertagi
Lineage: Eukaryota; Metazoa; Nematoda; Chromadorea; Rhabditida; Trichostrongylidae
Source: the annotation of a GenBank genome assembly